This is a messenger RNA of Rhizoctonia solani, 2460 nucleotides long. RefSeq names its product Retrotransposable element Tf2 protein. Lineage: Eukaryota; Fungi; Basidiomycota; Agaricomycetes; Cantharellales; Ceratobasidiaceae. The transcript is spliced from 3 exons. The record is from RefSeq and is a predicted model, not a curated record. Gene Ontology annotation, molecular function: nucleic acid binding. The coding region runs from base 1 to 2460 and encodes 819 amino acids. Gene Ontology annotation, biological process: DNA integration.
AUGGCUUCCCCAAUACUAUUUGUCAAGAAGAAAAACGGGAAAUUACGCAUGUGUGUAGACUAUCGACGGUUGAAUAGCAUGACCAAGAAGAACGCUUACCCCCUGCCCUUGCCACAAAACCUUAUUGAGAAACUACAAGGUGCUAAGAUCUUUAGUAAAUUUGAUCUUAGGGCAGGCUACAACUUAGUCCGAAUUAAAGAAGGCGAUGAAUGGAAAACCGCUUUCAAAACUAAAUACGGAUUAUUCAAAUACUUGGUUAUGCCUUUUGGAUUGACAAAUGCGCCGGCAGCCUUUCAGGACAUGAUGAACAAAAUAUUCAGAGACCUCUUGGACGUUUAUGUCAUCAUCUACUUGGACAAUAUUCUAGUCUUCUCUCUGAAUGAAAAAGAUCAUGAAGCCCAUGUGCGAGAGGUACUCAAAAGGCUGCAGGAUAAUGACCUUUUUUGCAAUAUUGAGAAAUGCCAUUUCCACGUCAAGAAAAUUGAUUAUCUAGGGUUUAUCAUAUCUGAAUUUGGUAUAGAAGUCAAUCAAUCAAAAGUCACAGACGCCUUAAAUUGGUCAACACCUAAGAAUGUCAAAAACAUCCAAGAAUUCCUAGGAUUUGUGAACUUCUAUAGACGGUUUAUCCCUAAUUUUGGAAAUAUGGCACAACCACUGUACAAUUUGCUCAAGAAAGAUAGUAACUGGAGAUGGGAAUCAGCAGAACAACAAUCUUUUGACAGCCUUAAAAAAUGUCUUACUUCAGCGCCCUUGCUUUUACAACCUGACACCACAAGACAAUUUUAUGUGGAAUGCGACGCAUCGGAUUAUGCCACUGGAGCAAUACUAUCCCAACGCAACUCUGAAGGGAAAUUGGCUCCAGUAGCCUAUCUGUCCAAAUCCUUAUCCCCUGCCGAAAAAAAUUACGAUAUCUUUGACAAGGAAUUGUUGGCAGUCAUUAGGGCAUUUAAAGAAUGGCGCCAUUUGCCUGGAGCACAGAACAGGAAGGCAGACAUCCUCUCAAGACGCUACAAUUUGAUACCCCUUGAAGGGGGGGUAGAGAACCAAGUUCUCUUGAAACCGGAACUUUUCAUUUCAUCCAUUACUCCGGAUCAAGAAAUCAAUGAUCUAAUUGGCGAGGCAAUCUAUGAGGAUAACCGCCUUAGGGAAAUUCUGCAGAAACUCCAGAAUAAGGAAAAAGUCAUAGAUUGGGAAUUGAAAGAGGGCUUACUGUGGUAUCAAGGGAAAAUAUUUGUACCAAAGGACGAAACCAUCAGAAAUCUCAUUUUGGAAUCCAGGCACGACGCAUUAGCCGCAGGUCAUCCAGGACAAGCCAGAACAUUGGAACUUGUCUCCAGAAAUUAUUACUGGCCAUCCCUGAAGAAAUUCGUGAACUCUUACGUCAGUCACUGCGAGACAUGUAUCCGGUCCAAACCUACAAAUCAAGUUCCCACAGGCCUAUUAAAACCAUUACAAAUCCCUGAACGGCCCUGGGAAGAUAUAGCAUACAACAUGAUUGUAGGACUACCAGUUUCAGAAGGCUUUGAUGCUAUCCUUACUGUCAUUGAUCGAUUUUCAAAAAUGGUACACUUUAUCCCCACCCAAUCCACAGCAUCUGCCAUCGACGUUGCCAAUUUAUUCAUCACGUAUGUAUGGAAACUACAUGGUUUACCCAGGAGCACAGUUUCAGACAGGGGCCCCACAUUUAACGCCAAAUUCAUUCGUCAUUUGUAUAAAAGGCUGGACAUUAAGCCAACAUAUUCAACAGCAUAUCAUCCACAAACCGAUGGACAGACGGAACGCAUCCAAAGGGAAGCUGAAAUCUUCAUACAAAUGUUUGGGAAUCAUCGUCAAUCAGACUGGGUGUCACUAUUGCCAUUGGCCAAAUUUGCCUUAAACAAUUUAAAACAAACUUCCACAGGGAAAUCCCCGUUCCAAACAUGUUAUGGCUAUAACCCAAGAUUUACAGUAGGACAAAAGUCAGAUGAAUCAGUCCCAAACGCAGAUGAACAUGCAGAAUUCUUGGAAAAGGGCUAUGAUGAAGUCAAGGCAGCGUUAUCAAUGUCCCAAGAAAGGAUGAAACACUUCUAUGAUCAACGUCACAGAGAAGAAGAAGAAAUUCAAGUAGGGAACAAAGUUUGGCUAAGUCAUCAGAAUAUAUCCACCGACAGACCAUCCAUCAAGCUCAGCCACAAAAAGCUAGGCCCCUACUUGGUAAUUGAAAAAAUUGGAUCACAUGCGUAUAAAUUACAACUACCUCAUACCAUGCGCAUACAUCCAGUCUUUCACAUUAAUCUUCUGACAAAAUUCCAUCCUGACCCUCAUGGACGCGACCCUCCCAACCUGCACCUAUUAUUACAGAAGAAGUGGAAGGGAUACGACGAAGGAAGCAACUCGUGGGAACCAGUGGAUAAUGUGGGUAACGCUCAAGAAGCCAUAGAAGAAUUCCACAUGGAACACCCUGAUGCAGUUGGAGCUUGA